Molecule: messenger RNA, 1023 nt
Organism: Exophiala aquamarina CBS 119918
Lineage: Eukaryota; Fungi; Ascomycota; Eurotiomycetes; Chaetothyriales; Herpotrichiellaceae
Exons: 2
Coding region: 1-1023 (340 amino acids)
Cellular component (GO): peroxisomal membrane
Molecular function (GO): NAD transmembrane transporter activity; FMN transmembrane transporter activity; ATP transmembrane transporter activity
Source: RefSeq, a predicted model, not a curated record
AUGUCGCAGACAAAGGACAUCGCGCCCUCGCCCACAGAGGGCGACCUUGACAGCCGAACCUCCAUGACCGCCGGCGCUGGAACUGCCGCAUCCACCGCAGCUCAGCAAAGCGACAAUAUUGCCCAUGCAUUGGCUGGCGCCGGUGGUGGUCUUGUUGCGAUGACUCUGACCUAUCCUUUGAUCACCCUAUCCACGCGUGCGCAGGUCGAGUCUAAAAGAGCCGAUACCUCAACUCUUGAAGCCAUCAGGCAUAUCAUAAAUCGAGAAGGCAUCAGUGGGCUCUAUGCAGGCCUUGAUAGCGCGUUGUUCGGCAUCUCGGUCACAAACUUCGUCUAUUAUUACUGGUACGAGUGGACAAAGUCUUUCUUUGAGAAUGCAGCCUUGAAGGCAGGCCGUGCAAGCAAGAAACUUACCACACUCGAGGGUAUUGCGGCAGGCGCCAUUGCAGGUUCCGCUACUGUCUUGCUUACCAACCCUAUCUGGGUCGUCAACACGAGAAUGACCGCCCGGAAGAACGAGAGCGAAGAAACCCUUCCUGGUGGUGAGAAGGGACUUGUUCGGAAGCCCACUACCAUUGGGACGCUGCUGAAGCUUCUCAAGGAGGAAGGCCCUUCAGCAUUAUUCUCUGGAGUUCUACCGGCUUUGGUGCUGGUCAGCAACCCAAUCAUUCAAUAUGGCCUUUAUGAACAGGCCCGCAACUUCAUCGAGACUCGCAGAAAAGUGGGCCCUCGAGACGCCUUUUAUCUUGGAGCCCUCACUAAGCUUCUAGCCACUUCAAUUACAUAUCCUUAUCUUACGGUAAAGUCUCGUGCCCACGUGGCUGGAAAAGGUGCCAAGUCGGAGGGCAUGUUGGCAAGUCUGAGCAAAAUUGUAAACGACGAGGGAUACGCAGGGCUGUACAGAGGCAUUGCCCCCAAGAUCAGCCAAAGCGUUUUGACUGCUGCAUUCCUCUUUGCUUUCAAAGAUGUUUUCUAUGAGAUGACAAUCAAGGCUCGUACAAAGGCGAUCGCUUCGAAGGCAUAG